Molecule: messenger RNA, 1428 nt
Organism: Archocentrus centrarchus (flier cichlid)
Lineage: Eukaryota; Metazoa; Chordata; Actinopteri; Cichliformes; Cichlidae
Product: serine/threonine-protein kinase pim-3-like
Exons: 4
Coding region: 287-1036 (249 amino acids)
Biological process (GO): regulation of mitotic cell cycle; negative regulation of apoptotic process; protein autophosphorylation
Cellular component (GO): cytoplasm
Molecular function (GO): ATP binding; protein serine/threonine kinase activity
Source: RefSeq, a predicted model, not a curated record
UUCAGGUAUUCUCAGGUAUAAGAGCAUGUGUGUUUUUAUUUUCCAUGCUGGUUGCUGGUGAUUAAUUUUUAUACAAUUUAAAGUUUGUUAAAUUUUCAUAUUCUUGAGGCCGUGGCUGCUUUCAGUGAGUGAAACGUAAAUUAAUAUUAGUGAGGCAGAAAUCUGGAGCUUUCUGCUCAGAAAGCUCCAGAUUUCUGGAAAUGCUAACCAAUGCUCUGUUUGUGUCUUUUAGGUCGCUAUCAAACACAUUCCAAGGAGUAAUGUCCACUGCAAAGUAAAGGUCAGUAUGCAACACUUAAAUCUGUUAUACAUCAUUGCACUGUGGAACGAUUGUCUGUUCCUCAUCAUCCACUUUGUUGCCAUGUUUCAGGAUGAGAAUGGGAAGCGCAUCUCUGUGGAAGUGGCUACUAUGCUCAAACUUACACCUGAAACACCACGAUCAGGGAGGACAUCAGCAGCCGUGUCCUUGCUGGAUUGGUUCGAUUUGCGCAAGGAGCUGAUCCUGGUGAUGGAGAGACCUGUCCCUGCUGUGGACCUAUGGGAAUACAUCGAGGAAAAUGGAGGUACUUUAACAGAGGAGACAGCCAAGGCCAUUCUAAAACAACUGAUUGAGGCUGCAAAAGAACUCGAGGAUAAAAACAUCUUUCACCGGGACAUCAAGAUUGAGAACAUUCUGAUUGAGACCGGCUCAGAUGUGCCUCGUGUUCGCCUAAUUGACUUUGGAAUGAGCUGCUUUUUUAAGAAACGCUCAUGGUACCGCAUUUUUUCUGGCACACCUUCUUACUGCCCUCCAGAAUGGUACCUCCGCCAGUACUAUAGGCCUGGACCCACCACAGUGUGGCAGCUGGGAGCGGUGUUGUAUGAAACACUCCAUGCAAGACCCUUCUUUGAUACAAUACUGGUCCUCAACGAGCUCUUAGAAAUUAGCGAGGAGCUGUCUGAAAACUGCCAGGAUUUCUUGAAAAUGUGUUUAGACCUGGACCCCAAAAGGCGCCCGAUACUGGAGGACCUCCUGCUUCACCGCUGGUUCAGGUGAACGGCCAUACAUAUAGACAACAAAAUGUUUUUGACAGAAAAAGAUUGAUGCUAUUUAAUUGGACUAGUCUAAAUUUCACUCAAAUUGCCCAGUACCAGUCAAAAGUUUAAACUGGGACUUUACAUCAAUCGUCAUUUUCUGUCCUGGAACUCUUGUAACCCCCCAGCCAUCCAGGGAAAGGGGGAUCUCUCUUUGAAUUGCCUUUCCCGAGGUUUCUUCCUAUCAGUCAGGGGAGUUUUUCCUCGUCUUCAGAGAGAGCUUGGGCUGGUCAGGAGUUCCAUCAAGUUAUUCUACUGAUUUAUUAAUGUUAUUUGAUUAUUAAUAUUAUUUGAUUAUUAAUAACCGAAUGUUGGCUCUGGUUAUUAAUAAUCAAUUAACAAAUAAACUGUAGA